Messenger RNA from Salvia miltiorrhiza (redroot sage), 5532 nucleotides. Its product is annotated as cysteine-tryptophan domain-containing zinc finger protein 3-like. The record is from RefSeq and is a predicted model, not a curated record. Lineage: Eukaryota; Viridiplantae; Streptophyta; Magnoliopsida; Lamiales; Lamiaceae. The transcript has 11 exons. Gene Ontology annotation, molecular function: zinc ion binding. Bases 486 to 5006 code for a protein of 1506 amino acids.
CACCGCCCCCUUCUUCCCCCCUCAUAUGGUGUCUGUAUGCAAUAACAAAAAAUAUACAUACAUAUUACAUACACUUAAAUUAACAAAAAAAAAACAACAAAUAAGGAGCAUUACAUUGAGAAUCGCCUCGAUCGUUACUCAAUUCCUGCGAAAAAUUGAUUCUUUUGGAUUGCGCUUACUCGUUUCCGUUUAGGAGUUUAUGCGAAUACAUUUGGCACACGUGUGCUUCUGUAUAUGGUGGUGAUCAACCAUUGUCUGGAUUAGGGUUUUCAAUUUCGAGGAAUUGGGAGGGAUUUUUUGGAGGUGUUUCAUUAGUGGGUUAUUGUGGGUUUUGUGAGUUGCUUUCUUGGGUUAAAGUUCGGUUCUUUAAUUGGGGAGGUGAUAUGCUGGAUUUUAGGAUAGAGGCUGGAUUUGGGUUUGGGGGAAUUUGAGCAAUUUGGGGGGGAGGUUUUAGGGUUAGGGUUCUGGGUUAUUUGUGGGCCAGGAUGGUUCAGGAGCCUGAGCUUGAAGAAGGAGAGACUUGCUAUUACAAUGAUGAUGCAACCAUUGAUCCUGAUAUAGCUCUCUCUUACAUUGGAGAGAAGGUUCAGAGUAUACUGGGCCAUCUGCAGAAAGAUUUUGAAGGCGGGGUUUCUGCGGAAAAUUUGGGGGCAAAGUUUGGUGGAUAUGGCUCGUUUUUACCCACACAUCAACGCUCUCCUUCAAUUUGGUCGCAGCCAAAAUCUCCACCAAGAGUUCAAAAUUCCCACUUGCCUAGAUCUCCCAAUGCCUGUCCAGAGGGACCCCCCCAAAAAUCAAUCACACCUUCGACUCAUAGGGAUGAUGCUUCUUCCUCCCCCGGUGCGCGUGCAUCACAGACCUUGAAAACCUCCUCUCACAGACAAAAGGCAACCUUGUCUUCGGGUAAAGUUACCGAGACAUUUCCAGGAAAAAAUGAACUUCCUUCUAGUAAGUUAGGCAAUCCACUAGAUCAAAGAACACUGAAGGUUCGCAUCAAGGUGGGACCCGAAAGGGUGGCUCGCUAUAAUGCUCAAAUUCACAGUCUAGGGCUCACAUCUCCAUCUUCCUCGGAGGGAAACAGUCAUGAUGAAAGUGAUGAGUUACUGAUCGAGACUUGUGAGAUACCUAAUGAAUCUCCUGCCUACAUGCUUAAGACGAUGACUUCUUUUCCAAUGUCCGAUGGGUUUCUUCUUUCACCUCUGUGUGAAGAUUUGCUGAACUUAACGAGAGAAAGAGAAUAUAAGUUAGAAAGUGAGCAUGAAGCUGCUCCCAAGAAUUCUGCAAGGUCGAUUAAGAUCUUGAAUAACGAUGCUCUAAGGGGGAAGAAGACAAAGACUAUUGACAACAAAUUGAAAGAUAACCUAGAGGAUCUUGAUGGUUGUGAGCAGAAAACUUCGCACGGUGAUAAUAUGGAAGGCAACAUGCAGCCAUCCCACGACUUGAAAUGCAAAUCUUUGCCUGAUAGAGUUAAGAAAUCGGAUAAGAAUGUCCUAAUUAAUAAGAGGGUAAGUAAGAAUAGGGAAAAAGGACGAGCUGUUUCUGGUGAUUCGGUUAAGGAUUUUUCCUUUGAACACAGUUCUGGCCAAAGUCAUGGCAAGCAUGAGCAAGUGGAAUCUCGAUGCACUUCUCUAGAGAAAAUCGAGGAACACAGGGCUUCGAUUUCUCAGAAGGAUGUUUCAGUUGAUCACGGGCAACUUGGCAAGAGCGGAGGUAAAGGAAGUUAUCCUUCAUUCAAAGCUUAUUCCGAAGGUGAAAGGAUUGAAAAUGCUAUGGACGACUCAACUUUGAAAACUGGUCUAUACGAGUCUGAUCCUCGUCCUGUGGGGAGCUUAUCUGUUGAAGGGGGAAAAAAGUUGAAAGUACGUCAAAGUAGUGAAAAGAAAGCUUUGAAAUCGGAUAGUUUGAGGGAUGGUGACUCUGCUGUACCCAAAAAGAAAUCCAGUGCAAGGAAGGAUGCUCAUCUUGGCCGAAAAGAUGCGGUUCAGACAAGUUUAGAACAUAUGGAGAACCCGAAACAUUUAUUGGAGAGGGCCUCUGUUGAUUCGCCUAAGAACUUUAAUCUUGAUGAUUUGAAGGCGAAAUCUGCACUUGCUGAUAAAUCGAAGGAGAGUUUAAGUAAUAAGAAAUAUAUAGACAGUGUGCCAGCUAACAGCCGCAUGGUAGAGCCUCCAGCUGCAGCAGUACCAGUGGUAAACCCUGUGUUUAUAAAAGAAGAGUGGGUUUGCUGUGACCGUUGCGAGACGUGGCGUCUUCUACCAUAUGGCACAAAUCCGGACCAACUUCCUGAUAAGUGGGUAUGCAGCAUGCUAGACUGGCUUCCAGGAUAUAAUCGUUGCGACAUUAGUGAAGAUGAAACUACAGCAGCUCUUCACGCAUUGUAUAAAGUUUCUGUCCCUCAAAAUCAACACAAUUUCCAAGCUCACGCAAAUGGAACCGUGAACGGUGGUGCAGCUACUACCAUUACUGCUCACGAUUUGAAUCAGAACCACCAGAACUUUGCGUCUGAUCCAAUAAAGAAGCAGAAACUGCAAAAAAGACAGAGUGCAGUUAGAUCGAGUUAUCCACUUCAUUCUAAUAGUCAAAUGCAAAUGCCACUGCCGGAUCUGGAAAAUGGUGGCACAAAGGAUGUGAAGCCGUCUCUUGCAAGAGGAAAUUUUACAAACCAAAUCGAUAUGCAGCACCCAAGUAAAUCAGUGUCUGGUUUGGCCAAACUAAAUAAACGAAAAGGAGAUCAUGUGGCAGGAGAUGAUUCGAAUCCGAGGAAAAAAAUCAAGCAGGAGGCGGGUGAGUGUUUACAGGGGAAGGGGCAAGUAAAAAGGACUAAGUCUAAAGAUGUGCCUAAAUUCGACAAUGAUCUUGGCGUGAAUGGCCACAGUGUGACACUGGAUUUGCCGAGUAAGGCAGCCUUGAGGAAUGGGAAGAAAAAGAGUUCCGAAAAGGAAGUUAUCUCUGCAGGACCGGGUAAUAUUAUUAAUGUGAAGCAUGAAAAAGUUAUGCACGAUGUACCACAUAAUGGGCCCCUGCGUGUGGAAACAUGUAACGGUGGACAGGUAACGGCCAAAAGGAUAAAAUUGAAGGAUAAUGUACAUAGCCAAGAAAGAAAAGUUUCGAUCAAUGAGAACAACAAAGAUGGUGAUUUUCAUAGAGAUAAGAAACUGCGAGUAUCUCAUAAUGAAGAUGAUGAGUUCAGAGGAAGUCGGGAUGGUGAUAUUUUGAAAAGAAGAAGUGUACAAUUGGGGGAUAAAGAAUAUCCGACAAAUAGGAGCAUCGAGAAGGAACAGCAGGUGAAGAAACCUAUAGCAAGCUUGCGUCUCACUACUGAAGAUAUAGAUGAACUGAGAAAGGAUUUGGGGUGUGAUCAGCCGUCAGUGGCUGCCACUUCAAGCUCCUCCAAGGUUUCCGAUUCCCGCAAAAACAGGCUUAGCUAUGUUGAGGUGAAAGGCUCGCCAGAGGAGUCGGUUUCUUCGUCUCCCAUGAGGAUGCUCUAUCCGAACCAGGUGUCGCCAAUGAUGACCGAGACUGCAGGGAAAGUCGAUCUUAGGUUCAAUGACGUUGGUGCAGUAAGCAGUGUGAAGAAGCAGGACAUGAACGAGAGUUCUGAAUUCAGCACAGUUAGGAGGAGAAAAUCUGGUCUAACUGUGGACAAUGGCUCAAAAACUUUAGAUUUGAAGAACAAACUGAAUAAAGAGACAGCUGUUGAUGACAACCAUCGUGCAUCCAAACAUGAAGUAUCUGGUAACACGAAACAUCCUCUCUCCAAUGAUUUCAGCCUUAAGUCUGUUAAAAACAGUCCAGUUGUUGUUGGUAAGAACAGUAUCAGAAAAUCGAAGAACAGCAGAAGUGAGAAGCAAUCUAUACACAGAGAACGUGAUAAGAAUGAUCUAGAAUCGAGCAAUCCCUGCAGCAGUGAUGCUGUGCAGCAGAGCCUUAAACAUGAUCCUCCAAGAAGAAUAGAGCAAAGUUCCGCUCCAAUUGAACCGUGGACCGGAAAGGUCCGCAUUGACCUGCGUCAGGGAGAUAAACAAGGUGCAGUUCGUCCUAGCAAACUUGCAUUGGGAUCAUUGGGUUCCUUGAAAAGAAGUCCUAUGGACUCAAGACCCAAUGAUGCUUCUGUACUUGGCGAUACAUCAAAGUCUCAAAAAGGUACUACUAACAAAAACAUUAAUAGUGAAGCAGAGCAACAAUCUUUGCCUCUCAAUGCAAGCCUUCGGAACAAGAAUGUCUCUGGUGCUACUGCAUCUACUUCUUUGAAAGAAGCUGAAGACGUCCUAAAAGAAGCAGAAGAACUCAGAACCCAUGCCGAUCUAAUUAAGAAUUCUGGUUUUAGUUCUGAAAGUAAUUAUGAAUACUUUAAAGCGGCCCUAAAGUUUCUUCAUGGAGCUUCGCUUCUAGAAGCCUGCGAUGCAGAGCCUAGCAAACAGAUGGAUAUGAGUCCAAUGCAAACGUAUGGUGCUGCUGCCCAACUUUGCAAAAUAUGUGCAAGUGAAUAUGAAAAAGGCCAUGAAUUCACCUUUGCUGCUUUGGCGUAUAAAUGCAUGGAGGUGGCUUACCUGAAGGUAGUUUAUUGCAAAAGCUCAUCAGCAUGCAGAUUUUGCCUAGAUUUGCAAUCGAGUCUACAAAUGGUUCCACAAGGUGAAUCUCCGUCAUCUUCUGCUUCUGAUGUUGAUAACUUAAAUAAUUUAGCAAUGGCGGACAAGGCCGCAUUGUCUAAAGGCAGUGGCCCUCAUGCUGCAAAUCAUGUUAUAGUGCCUCGCAACCGCCCCAACUUUGUUCGGCUGCUCGAUUUUACUAAAGAUGUCAAUUUUGCAAUGGAAGCUGCCAAGAAAUCGCAAGGCGUGUUUGCAGCCGCCCACGUCGAACUAAAAAAGUCUCAGAACAAAGAGGCUAUUGCUUCGAUCAAGAGAGUUAUCGACUUCAGUUUUCAAGAUGUAGAGGAACUAGUACGUUUGGUACGGCUCGCGUUCAACUCCAUCAACCGCCAAGGUCUCCGUGGCGAUAGAGAGUAGUCAAAAUACACAACCACGGUGUUUGCUCGUUGAUUCCCUCCGCCAGCGGCCGUCAGAGGAGGCUUGCCGGCGCAGCGCCACUAAAUCAGGUGAACAAAAACAAAACACACAACAGCUAAUUGUAUUUCUGUACAUGUGUACAAAAUGGGAUUACUUUCUCCAUUCUUGUAAAAGCAUUUUUGGUUGGGUUCUCCAUGAGAUUAGGGCAAAGCAUGCUCGAAACUCUGAUAAAACGUCGUCCGGGAACGGGUUUCGUGGGCGUCGAAGCCGCGAGAUUCGGAGCCCGUAAGUUUUGGUAUUGUAGGUUAUAGAUCAUUGAUAGGUUAGAUAAGAGUCUGUUAGUGUAGAUGAAGAUAACAUUAGUCACAUUUGAGAGGUCAAUAUAGAGCUAUCAUCAGUCCUUUCCAUUGAGGGACUAUCAAUAUUUCAUCAUCAAAUCAUCCACAUUUUUUCUGUAUAUUAGGGCUCGACGUUUUCAAGGGCGUUGCUCGUUUUAAUCAAAGAUCAUGCGAAGAUCAAUGGCCCA